AAUAUUGAUUCAAUUUGUGACCCAAGGUUGAUCUGAAUCCAUUCAGAAGCUGCAUAUGACAGACCUUGUGUUAGUGUGAGACAGUACAGCCUUAAUGUGCAGCUUGCAGCUGUGAAAGACAAUAUAUCCUCAAGUCCAGGCCAAGAUUUUGCCUUUACUCUUAUGGGACAAAGCUCUUCCACCAUGUCCAGUCCUGUCAUCAUUCCUGCUGCAGCACGGCACACUGCCACGGUUAGCCUCUGAUAGUUUUUGUUCUCACUCUCAUUUCCUUUGUAGUGCACUAUUUCUAUGGUUCUCUGGCAAUAGAUGAUAGGGCCUAAUUCAGGUUGAAUAUUUCAUGUUACAUGUACUCAUAACCCAAGGAUAGAGAAUAUCAGUUUCUUGUUUAUAAGACUGUGUAUUAGUCGAAUUUGAAAUUUCUUUUGGAAGGGGUCUUGAAGGAAGACUACAGCCCCACAACCCAUUCUGUGAAUUCUGCCCAGAUGAAUUGUCACCUUCUUGAAUUUUCUUCACUUGGCAAGACAAGGCUGGUAUACAAUCUUGCAGUUUUUUUUGCAGAUCAUAAUCAUUUAAUUUUUGUGUGAGAAUAACUUAACAGCUGGUGGAAACAUUGUCAUCCUUUGCACUUAGUAAUGAUGCUCUUUUAAUGGAAAAAUUGUCCUAGCAAGAAUUCAGGAGGAGCAGAGACCUCAAAAAUCCCUCAAAUACCACCUAUCUUUCCAGCAUUGGUAUUUUUUAUGCUAUUUAAGAAGCAGGUCUGUUCUCUGGCAAUUCAUCUUGCAUGUAUGAUACCUUGAGGGAAAGGGUAAUUUUAUCAGAGGGCCACUCAUGUGUCAUACCUAUAUUGGCCUAUUUGUUCUAAUUCUGAUGUUCCUCACUGAAUUUUAUUCCAGCUUAUCUUUCUCCAUGGCCUUGGUGAUACUGGGUAAGUACCCUUUGAAUGUCCCUCCCCAUCAUUCUACUUAGGUGAUAGGUAAUAUAGGCAUGAAAUAAUGGCAUUAUUCCAUUUCCUAGGCAUGGAUGGGCAUCGGCAAUGGCUGCCAUCAGACCCCCUUAUGUAAAGGUCAUCUGUCCCACUGCAGAGUCAAUGUCAGUGACCUUGAAUGCAGGCUUUGUUAUGCCUUCAUGGUUUGACCUCAUAUCAUUGGACCCAAAUGGCCCAGAAGACAGAGCAGGAAUAGAAAAAGCAACUAACUUCGUGCAUGGGCUAAUAGAAGAGGAAUUGAAGAAUGGGAUUGAAGCAUCCCGAAUUGCUGUUGGUGGAUUCUCGCAAGGAGGAGGCCUGGCCAUUCAUGCUGCUUUACAAUAUCCCAAGAGUUUGGCUGGGAUUAUCGGCCUUUCCUGCUGGCUUCCUUUGCACAAAGACUUCCCAAAGGAGGCAAAGGGAAAUUUGACAACACGCCUAUUCCAGGCUCAUGGAUCAGCAGAUCCUGUUGUCCCUUUCCAUUGGGGUGCUGAAACAUCUGCACUCCUGAAGCAAUUCAUGGAGAACAGUGAAUUCAAAACCUACCCUGGUUUGUCUCACUCAUCAGGUGAACAGGAAAUGGAGGAUGUCAAAAAAUUUCUCCAGGAAGUGCUUCCUGAUAACUAAUGAAGCAAUUUAGGAUGGCAAGAAAACCUUCAAGAUGAAGCAGCCAAUCCCAUCAGCAUUGAAUUUGUAUCAAAUUUUCAAUUGGUGAAAUGAUAUAAUACCCCCACAUGAAUUAUUAGAAGAGAUCUAUUCCAUAUUCUCAGGAGGUGUUUGGUUGAAUGUCUUGAAAAGGUUGGCGUAUGGUUUGAACGAAGGAGAUUGAAGAUUGAGGAUUGAUAUUCUAUAUCAACCUCCUUUACCUCCCUUCAUGCCUUUUCCCAAUUCAGGAUUUCAUGGGAGAUUGCUUCUGAUGGAUUCCAAGAACAUCUCUCCUCAAAUAUGAGAGCUCUCUACAUUUUUUUUUAUAUAGA
Messenger RNA from Darwinula stevensoni, 1941 nucleotides. Lineage: Eukaryota; Metazoa; Arthropoda; Ostracoda; Podocopida; Darwinulidae. The record is from the annotation of a GenBank genome assembly.